GUAUGUACAUAUAAUAUAGCAGUAGUUUCUAACAGGUUUAAAUAGGUUUUAAUUGGCGGUACUUUCAGGACUAACAGACAGACGCUGAGUCGACAGGCUGGACUUGUUGCUGACAGACAGGAAGUCGCCCAAACGCCUGUUUUUAACGGAGAUAUUUCAGACAUGUUUUGUUGCUGUAGUCCUGAGACAGCAUAAAGACGUGUGUCACUCGGCUGCAACUCUAUAUCCUGUUCUAUGUGUGUUUUCACCACAGGAUCCUUGUUUAGAUCCCAGGGCUGCAGUCACGAGUUGCUCAUGACACACAGUCAUUUCCUGCGAACUACCACACUGCUCCAUCACCUACAGCCUGCCCCGGACCACAGCGCUGAUAUGUGCAUCUGUAUUCUGCUUUAGCUUCGUUCCCGAGACACACAAUGCUUUCCUUUGAGCAGCUGAAGCAGAGAUUAGAGAGCGCAGGACAGCCUCACGUCCUGCAGUUCUGGUCGGAGCUUUGUGAGGAAGACAGGGACACUUUCCUCCAGGAGCUGUCUCAGCUGGACCUAAAGGGGCUGAAGGAUCACUGCGAGGGAGCUGUGAGGGCUGCAGACUCCCCGUCCGCCAACCUGGAUCAACACAUACAGCCUGUACCUCCAGAGUCCAUCGGCAGUGUGAGGAAAAGUGACAAAAGCUGUCUGGCAGAGUGGGAAAAUGAAGGGCUACUGCAAAUCUCACAGAGUCGAGUUGGAGUUCUGCUCUUGGCCGGUGGUCAGGGGACCCGUCUUGGUGUUCAGUAUCCCAAAGGGAUGUACAAUGUUGGGCUACCAAGUGGUAAAACCUUGUAUCAAAUCCAGGCAGAGCGUAUUCACAAAAUCCAGGAGCUGUCCAACAGAAAGCAUGGCUGCAAAUGCACCGUUCCAUGGUACAUAAUGACCAGUGAGUUCACUCUGGCUCCCACUAAGAAGUUCUUCAAGGAGAACAACUACUUUGAUCUGGAUCCAUCAAACAUCGUCAUGUUCGAGCAAAGGAUGAUCCCAGCAGUGACCUUUGAUGGAAAGGUGAUCCUGCAGGGUAAAGGGAAGAUAGCCAUGGCCCCAGAUGGGAAUGGCGGUCUGUACCAAGCGUUGGUGGACAACAAGGUGCUGGAGGACAUGAAGAAGAGGGGAGUGGAGUACCUGCAUGUGUACUGUGUGGACAACAUCCUGGUCAAGAUGGCCGACCCUGUGUUCAUUGGGUUCUGUGUGAGCAGAGGGGCUGACUGUGGAGCCAAGGUGGUGGAGAAGGCCUACCCCGCAGAGCCUGUGGGGGUGGUUUGCAAGGUUCAAGGUGUCUCCCAGGUGGUGGAGUACAGUGAGUUCCAGCCACAGACGGCUGAGCUUCGAGGACCUGGUGGAGAGUUGGUGUACAGUGCUGGAAACAUUUGCAAUCACUUAUUUACCAGAGCCUUCCUGCAGGAUGUAGCAGAGAAAUUUAAAGACCAGCUGAAACAACAUGUUGCACUCAAGAAAGUGCCCUUUGUGGACUCAUGUGGCAAUCAUGUCAAACCCACCAAACCCAAUGGCAUAAAGAUGGAGAAGUUUGUUUUUGAUGUGUUUCCAUUCUCAAGGAACUUUGUUGUGUUUGAGGUUGUGAGGGAGGAUGAGUUUUCCCCCCUGAAGAAUGCAGACGGAGCAGCCACAGACACCCCCACCACGGCCAGAAACUCUUUGCUGGCUCAGCACUGUCGCUGGGCGAUGGCUGCAGGAGCCACGCUGCUGGAUGAACAUGGGAAUACUCUUCCUCCUGCAGCCAGGUCAGAGGAAAAUCUUCUGAUAUACAGCCUGCGGAAAAGCACAGGUGGAACCAAAUACAUGAAAAAAGUCUGCUGUGAGAAUUCUACUAGUCUGGUGAUAGACAUUCUUCCUGAGCCUCUCAGUGCUGGUCUGGUGUAUCCAGAAUCUUCUUCAUGUGCAUCAGCAGGAGACAGUCCUCCUACUCAAUGGGAAAUUUCACCACUCGUCUCUUACUUUGGAGAGGGGCUGGAGAAACUGCUGGGAGGGAGGACUCUGCCAACUCCUUUCAUUCUGGAUGAAAAAAGGGCCAAAGAGCUGCAGGCUCAGUAACAAUUCUCACUGUAACAGAGGACUGAGAGAUGGCAGCAGAGAUUUCAGAGCAGUGGAGUACAGAAUGGAGAUGACUAGCCUGGAUAGACCCAAAAAUAUCACUAUUAUUUAAAUUCAUUUUGGACUGUAAAUGAACAUCAUAUCAUAUCAUAUCAUAUCAUAUCAUAUCAUAUUAGAUCAGAUCAUGUCAUUUUAUGCAUAUCAUGUAAUUGUCUCUUUAUUGAGGAGAACUUUAAAAUAAAUAAGGAUAAUGAAAUACCUCA
This is a messenger RNA of Larimichthys crocea (large yellow croaker), 2341 nucleotides long. It is a transcript of the gene uap1l1, whose product is annotated as UDP-N-acetylglucosamine pyrophosphorylase 1 like 1. NCBI's taxonomy places the organism in Eukaryota, Metazoa, Chordata, Actinopteri, Sciaenidae. Bases 414 to 2078 code for a protein of 554 amino acids. The record is from RefSeq and is a predicted model, not a curated record. Gene Ontology annotation, molecular function: UDP-N-acetylglucosamine diphosphorylase activity. Gene Ontology annotation, biological process: UDP-N-acetylglucosamine biosynthetic process. The transcript is spliced from 10 exons.